Molecule: messenger RNA, 426 nt
Organism: Colletotrichum spaethianum
Lineage: Eukaryota; Fungi; Ascomycota; Sordariomycetes; Glomerellales; Glomerellaceae
Product: UNC93-like protein
Exons: 3
Coding region: 1-426 (141 amino acids)
Source: RefSeq, a predicted model, not a curated record
AUGUCCGACGCCAUUUCUAACCUUGGAGGUGGUGGCCUCUCGACUCCGUACUUGGCGAAUUUGGCGACCGCGCUGAGCUACAUGGCCGGGUGUUUGAUUACCCUCUUUGGUGGUCCUUUGAUCAACAAGUUUGGCAUCAAGUGGUCAAGCAUGAUUGCCGCAGUGACGAUGCCGCUUGCUGGCUCAGCUUACUAUCUGGUUGGGGGCUUCACCAACGGGUUUCUGUACGUUGCUGAGACUACCGCCAUGUUGUCCUAUCCGGACCCAAAUGACAGGGGCUUUUACUUGGGCAGUGUCAUGGGAGGCGCGAUCAACUUUUCGACCAACUACUCCAAGGCAUCCGCAGGAGGCAUUGCGUGGUCUACCUAUCUUGUUUUUGUUGCAUUUGGUGGGUGUUGCUGCAAUGUUCUUAAUGGAAACCUCUAA